Xenopus tropicalis (tropical clawed frog) is the source of this 3772-nucleotide messenger RNA. RefSeq names its product doublecortin like kinase 2 (gene dclk2). Lineage: Eukaryota; Metazoa; Chordata; Amphibia; Anura; Pipidae. Gene Ontology annotation, cellular component: cytoskeleton. Gene Ontology annotation, molecular function: protein serine/threonine kinase activity; transferase activity; protein kinase activity. The transcript is spliced from 17 exons. The record is from RefSeq and is a predicted model, not a curated record. Bases 750 to 2933 code for a protein of 727 amino acids. Gene Ontology annotation, biological process: intracellular signal transduction; central nervous system development.
CUACACUGCUGAAAAAGGACCAAUCAUCUGGCGGGGGUGUUGGUUGAUGCCACAAUCGGCGUUAUCUGCAUCUGAAGCAGCCUUAUCGUGCUGGAAGCGGCUUUUUUUUGCUAAAAGGCCAACUGGUUUUCCGGUUCUGCUUAGUGAGGAUUUGGGCGGCUGCCGGGCUCCGAGACUUGAGAAGCAAUUUCAACCCGGUGACUGAUCAUCGCUCCUGUAGGACGGGUGGGUUGUGGCUGCGGUGGAGAUAAAAUCUAUGGUGGCAAGUAAUAGGGACUGCCAUUCAUAGGGUCAGCCUGAGAGGCUCCGGGAAGCGAAACUGAGGGCAGGAAGCCCAGUGUGUGAGGCAUGAACUGCCUCCCCGUAUCGUGCUCCCGCCGUGUGUGCAUGCAGUGCUGCUGGGGCGCAGGGAGCCCUCUCCCGGGAACAACGAGUAACCCACGGGGGGGAUGCUGCUCCCAGAAAGGACUCAAGGGGGUGUGACAUUGAAAUCUGCAGGGUGAACACUUCAUAAUUAGCCUCCCUUGUACUGCCUGGCACCUCUACAGCGCUGCCUAUCCCGCUGCUGUGCAACAUGCCUGUCACUGCGCUCUAAUUUAUUGUGUCGCUCUGUCGCUGCCAUAGCGUGUGCCGGGGCUGCCAGUGAGUGAGCCUGCCGGGGCUGCCAGUGAGUGAGCUUGCCGGGGCUGCCAGUGAGUGAGCUUGCCGGGGCUGCCAGUGAGUGGGGCUGCCAGUGACAAUUGGUGACAAUGGCGAGCUCCCGGAGCAUAGAGCUGGAGCAUUUCGAGGAAAGGAACAAAAAGCAGAGACAGGCCCGGGGGGGCCGGGGAGGGCAGAGCUCCAGUUCUAGCGGCUCUGGGCACAGGGGCAAUCAUGGGCUCAUUCCCAGCCCGGCGCAUAGCGCCCACUGCAGCUUCUACCGCACCCGCACCCUGCAGGCUCUCAGCUCGGAAAGGAAGGCCAAGAAGGUGCGAUUCUACCGCAAUGGAGACCGCUACUUUAAGGGCUUACCCUAUGCCGUGUCCGCAGAGCGCUUCAGGUCUUUGGAUGCUCUGCUGAUGGAACUCACCCGUUCUCUGAGUGACAAUGUCAGCCUCCCGCAGGGGGUGCGCUGCAUCUAUACACUGGAUGGCAACAAGAAGAUCGGCAGCCUGGAGGAGCUGCAGGAAGGUGAAAGUUAUGUGUGUGCCUCAAAUGAGCCAUAUCGUAAAGUGGAUUAUAAUAGAAAUGUCAGUCCGAACUGGUCUGUAAAUGUAAGAACUGGAUCUGGUCGAUCACUAUCUGCUUUAAUGACUUUGAAAAAUGAGAUGAAAGAAAGUAAAGAUUACAUCAAGCCUAAGCUGGUCACUGUUAUUCGGAGUGGGUCGAAGCCCCGCAAAGCUGUUAGAAUCCUUCUAAAUAAGAAGACCGCUCAUUCCUUUGAACAAGUUCUCACAGAUAUCACAGAAGCUAUAAAACUAGAUUCUGGGGUUGUCAAGAGAUUGUGCACGCUAGAUGGAAAACAGGUAACAUGUUUGCAGGAUUUCUUUGGAGAGGAUGAUGUUUUUAUUGCCUGUGGACCAGAGAAAUACCGUUAUGCGCAGGACGACUUUGUUCUGGAUCAUGAGUGUAGAGUCUUGAAAACAGCAUAUUCACGCUCUCCGAGACCGCCAGGUUCCAAAAGUCCUGGGACAUCACGGCGCAGUAAAUCCCCGGCAUCAGUAAGGAGGGGUGGCCACUAUUCCAGCACAAAAUCUCCAGUCAAUGGAACACCUAGUAGCCAGCUUUCCACCCCAAAAUCUACAAAAUCCUCCUGUUCAUCUCCAACCAGCCCAGGCAGUUUCCGAGGCCUAAGGAUUCCACCACAUUGUGGGUCCACUUCAAAUGUGAAUGGUCUACUCAAUAGUCCUGAAGGACUUAAUGGAAAUAAGUUCACCGAUGCCUCCAUUAUUCUUGAGAAAUAUAAAAUAGGUAAAGUUAUUGGAGAUGGGAAUUUUGCUGUUGUAAAAGAAUGUGUGGAAAGAUCAACUGGAAAAGAAUUUGCUUUAAAAAUUAUAGACAAGGCAAAAUGCUGUGGGAAGGAGCAUUUAAUAGAGAAUGAAGUGUCAAUAUUGCGCCAGGUUAAACAUCCAAAUAUCAUAAUGCUUAUUGAAGAAAUGGACACCACUGCAGAACUUUAUUUAGUGAUGGAACUAGUAAAGGGUGGGGAUUUAUUUGAUGCAAUUACAUCUUCAACUAAGUAUACAGAACGGGAUGCUAGUGCAAUGGUGUACAAUCUCGCCAGUGCUAUGAAGUAUCUUCAUGGUCUGCACAUUGUCCAUAGGGAUAUCAAACCUGAGAACCUUCUGGUUUGUGAAUAUCCAGAUAAAACCAAAUCACUUAAACUUGGAGAUUUUGGCCUGGCUACUGUGGUUGAUGGACCACUGUACACUGUCUGUGGCACACCUACAUAUGUCGCACCAGAGAUAAUUGCAGAAACGGGGUACGGUUUAAAAGUUGACAUCUGGGCAGCAGGAGUGAUAACAUAUAUCUUGCUUUGUGGUUUUCCACCUUUCCGCAGUGAGAAUAAUCUUCAGGAAGAUCUUUUUGAUCAGAUACUUAUUGGAAAGCUGGAGUUCCCCUCCCCUUAUUGGGAUAAUAUCACUGACUCUGCAAAGGAACUGAUUAGUUGUAUGCUACAGGUCAAUGUGGAAGAGCGAUAUACAGCUGAGCAAAUUCUCUCACAUCCCUGGGUGUCUGAUGACGCAUCACAGGGAAAUAUGCAGGUUGAGGUUACAGGUAAACUGAAACAGCAUUUCAACUCUCUUCCUAAAGAGACCAACACUACAGCUGCAGUGUCUGUGAUCAUGAACACAGCUCUUGACAAGGAGAUGCAGAUCAUCUGUGCAAAAAGUUGUCUGGACACUGGCCGCCAUGACUUAAAGAAAACCUCUAAGGUGACUACAUCGACUUAAGAUAUUCACCUUGUUCCAGGACCCACAGGCUUGCUGUGAUGAAUUUGAGACUGUGAAAAUUGCCUUUCUCUUGCCAGAUGUGUGUUGGGCAGCUGUACAGCCCAAGCACUUGACUACUGACCAAAAUCAGCAAGAGAAUAUUUACAAAACCUGCCCAUAUGUGACUUUUCUGCUUUAUGCUUGAUUAAUUAAUGGAUGAUGUUUUUUUUUUUAUUUCUGCCAUGUUUUGCAGAGACUGUUUUCAGUUUGCCUUCUACAUUUCUAUAUCCAAAGCUAGUGAUUGAGACUCAAGCUUUUCCAAUAGAACACAUCCCAGACCACAUUCCAGAAAAAAGCAUUUAAGAAAAAAAGACUGUGUUUUCUAAAAGGUUAAGUGUCAUUCUUUUGGUUAUCAUCUAGGUAACCACUGAUUGUCUAUUGAUUUGCUACUAGAUUAACACUAAUUCAUUUAUUUUGAGGGUUUCAGGUCAACUUUAUGGAGGCAGUAGUGUUCUGAACUGAUUUGCAAUUAUAGUGUAAAUAACUUACUCUCAAGGGGUUAGGGUUACAAAAAUCCUAUAUUUUCAGAGCCUGCAUAUGAAAGUGUCUGGUUCAGAAAACUGUGAAGGGUUCGGUCACAAUUGUAUUUCUUUCUGUUUGGCCAGAUAGUAGGUUUGAACUCUAUUUGCCAGAACAAAGGUAGAAAGAAGAAUAUGAAGAUUUAAAACAAAUGUAGUGACUUUUUCUACUAAUUUAUUCUAUCUGUAUCAAUUACAGGUAGCUGACUUAAAGGGGAACUCCACCCAAACACAACUUGAGCUUUUUGAAAAGUAAAUAUAAUUUCUAGCAACUUUGCAAUA